UUAAACUUAAGUUGAAUUAAUUAACUGUGUCAUUCUCCCCACCUAUAAAUCUGGACAACUCUCCCUCUCCAAAACCACACCCCCCAUUUUCAGAAUUGCAGAUAGCACACUCAUCGAGGAAGCAACAGCUCUAAUCAAUGUCGACCAAGCAAAGGUUGGAGGGUAAGGUGGCUAUAGUGACAGGAGGAGCCAGUGGGAUCGGAGCAGAAUCAGUGAAAUUAUUCGCCGAAAACGGAGCAUCAGUGGUUGUAGCAGACGUUCAAGAUGAACUGGGUCACCAACUCACAGCUUCAUUAGCCCCACAUCAAGUGAGUUACCAUCACUGUGAUGUAAGAGAUGAGAAACAGGUGGAGCAAACUGUAGCUUUCGCCGUCCACAAGUACGGUCGCCUGGACGUCAUGUUUAGCAAUGCCGGCAUCGUCGGCUCCAUGGCCGGCAUACUGGAUCUCGACCUCAACGCAUUUGAUAAGACAAUGGCCGUCAACGUUAGCGGUGCGGCUGCCACCAUCAAGCACGCGGCUCGAGCCAUGGUGGCCGCAAACACCCGUGGCUCCAUUAUCUGCACGGCCAGUGCAGCUGGUUCUGUCGCCGGAAGUGGGCCCCAUGCUUACACCACGUCCAAGCAUGCUCUUGUGGGCCUUGUCCGUUCAGCUUGCGGCGACCUCGGGGCUUAUGGGAUCAGAGUGAACUGCGUGUCGCCGUAUGCGAUUGCCACACCUCUUACGUGUGCAGCGCUCAAUAAGGGGGCAGAUGAAGUUGAAGCCAUUGCCAAUUCUUCCGCUAACAUGAAGGGAAUCUCAUUGAAGGCUACCCAUAUUGCUGAAGCGGCCCUCUUUCUUGCUUCUGAUGAAUCUGUUUAUAUCAGUGGCCAUGAUCUGGUCGUCGACGGAGGCUUCACUGUCCUUAACCCUUUGUGGCUCUUGGCAACGCGUUUCACUUCUUUUCUUGUAAUGGCCGUUCUUCUAAUUUGGGAUAGCGUCAAAUAUAGUGCCACCAUCUUUUACUACUAUACUGAGUGGACUUUCACAUUAGUUACGAUUUAUUUUGCGCUGGCAAGCGUAGUAUCUGCACAUGGAUGCUGGCACAACUUAAAACCUGAACAUGAGGCAGAAGCCGAUUAUCUCAGAAGAGAUUUAGAAGAGAGUAUGUCCUCGAAGACUGCGACAUUUAAAGGGAAAGAAACGUGGGGUUCCAUGAAGUUGCAGAGCCGAUAUGCCGAAGAGGAAUUUUUACAGAGAGCAGGAUUUUGGGGUUACCUCAUGCAAAUCAUAUAUCAGAUAUGUGGAGGGGCCGUGAUCAUCACAGACAUUGUAUUUUGGUGUGUCAUAGUACCAUUCUUGUCAAUCGCCCAUUUGAAGCUAAGCCCGCUGAUGGGUUGCAUGCAUACCUUGAAUAUAGCUUUCCUGCUUGUGGAUACCGCUCUAAAUAAUCUUCCAUUUCCCUGGUUUAGAAUGGCUUACUUUGUGCUGUGGAGCUGUGCCUACAUCAUCUUCCUCUGGAUCGCUCGUGCCUGUGGCCUUUCAUGGUGGCCAUAUCCAUUCCUGGAGCUUGACAUCCCAUGGGCUCCCCUAUGGUACUUCUUCUUGGCUGUGUUCCACAUACCCUGCUAUUUGUUGUAUGUACUCAUUGUGAGAGCUAAACAUAAGAUUCUGGCAAAAUUGUUCCAGGAUGCAUUUUUAAGGCCAUAAUAAGUGACCUGCUUGACAUUGGAUUAGUUCUUGUCCUAAAUAAUAUCGAACGUGAAUGCUUCAUCCUUUUUCCA
Molecule: messenger RNA, 1762 nt
Organism: Prosopis cineraria
Lineage: Eukaryota; Viridiplantae; Streptophyta; Magnoliopsida; Fabales; Fabaceae
Exons: 10
Coding region: 138-1688 (516 amino acids)
Source: RefSeq, a predicted model, not a curated record